AUGAAGAACCAGGAGCACCAUCCUCAGAAGGUAAGACGAGGAGGCAGCGAGCAGCUUGUACCGGAGGCACAUAAUUAGAUGCCACAAAAGGAGAAAGUGUGUGUGUGUGUGUGUAUCAGGGGAAGAGAGCUUUAGCAGGUGCCUUUUUCUGGAUGGCAAAACAAUCCAGGCUCAGGAUUGCACAUCCCACAGUCCCUGUAUCCUUUCCCCCAGGUAAGCUUGGCAGGGGAUGCUUCCUCUGGGACCCAGACCCUUCAGAGUAGCAGGUUGUCUGCUGCUAAAGGUGGAGAGCGACGACACCUUCUGCCCCUGGCAGGACCCCAGGAAGCAGCAGGUGGGGCAGGUGGGAGGCGGGGGUGGCUGGCUGGCUGUCAUUGCACAGCCAGCUCUUCUCACUCUCUUUAAUUAGCAAGCUGGGGGGGGGCUGUGCCUAUACUUGAGUGCACCCGCUUUUCACCAGCCAGCCUCAUCACGCAGGUGUUUCUUUUUCCUCUGGAAGGCAGGUGUUUCCACCAGGGGAUGAUGCAUGCUAUAUGGCUGGGGGUGGGAUUUAGGUACGGAACAAUUGGGUGGGGAGAGAGAGGAUUGCAAGUCCCCUGUAGUGUUUGCAUCAGUGCUUGUCCUCCCACUGCAUCCUAUGUGCAACAGGUGCUAAAAGGGAAAGAGCACCCAGGAAGGCAGACUAGAGAGGUUCACAUCGGACAUGGCUGGAGCAGGAAACCGGGUCAGGUCUAUCAAGUCCCUCGUUGCUUCUUUCCAUAUCCGCUCCCUCUCGGCUUGCAUCACCCGGCCGGCUCCUCCCUCUUUCCCCCUGGGAAGCCUUCUUCUGGCAGUGAUUCUUUUCCCCUUUCCCCUUCCCACUUUUACAUCACCCAGGCAGAAUCUCUUACAUAAGCAUGUCAGUGUGGCAUAGUGGUUAGAGUGCCAGGUAGGAACUGAAAGAGCAGGGUUCAAAUCCUCACUCAGCCAUGAAGGUUACUUGGGGCCAGUUACAGCCUAACCACAACAUAUUGCUGUGAGAAUAAAAUGGAGUGGGAGUAGAGGACCAUGUGCUGUAUGCCACCCUGGGAUAUGAAUGCAUUAAUGUUUAUUCAUUUAUUUAUCUUUCCCCAUAUCUCCCACUUCUGACUCCACUGUUGGCUGUUCCAAGACAUUUUGCAGUAAAUGAAGGUAGAGCAGUAAAUAGCACCCAGUACACCCCCCCACCCCGGUUCAAGGCCAGCCAAGUUAUUUUGGCCCUUGAGGCAGAAAAUCCCACAAGACUCCAACCACCAUUCAGAGUGCGCUGUCUGAGAAAGUUCAUAAGAUUUGCAGGGACAGGUAGUCUAUAAGCAAAGCCAUCCAUCCUGUUUCUGACUGGUGCUAGCAGGGGUGGACAUUGGUAAUAUUUUGUAAUAUGACGUCCUUUGUGAGGCCAACAUUUGGCGCCCCAAAAUGGAUCUUCUCAGUUUGGCACCACCCUAAAUCUGGUGCUAGUGCUAGUCUUUGGACCAAAAGGCUCUCUCAUUGCGGCAGGUAGCAGGCAAAGCAAAUUUUAAAAAAAACAAGUUACAACCGCCAAGAAAACCCCCUAAUUAAAAUGCACAAUGAAACAAUUUAAUCAAAACGUUAGAAUAAAAAUCCACAGUCAAAAUGCACAAUAAAGCAAUCCCAUUAAGACAGCAGCAGAAGAUUCAAGUCAGGAGCUAUGGGGAAUACUUGUCUAAAUGGGGAUUUGCUAUGAUUUUGCUGAAGCAGUGAGCCUUGUUUUGCUCUAGUGACUUUCAAGGUGGCUUCCUGCCGUCUCUAGUCCAGGUCUCCACCUCCCAUCCCAAAUUUUGAGAGAAAUGAAAAUUAAUUUGUUUCUGGGCUAGUGGUGCUGGAUAAGUAGGUGAAAGUACCGCCAUUUCACCAAAUAAUGAGCCUUCACCAGCACAGAGUGGUGGAGAUGCCAUGCAGCCUCAGCCAAUUGAUCUGAACACCUCUGAGAGGCAUGACCUUAUCUAAUCCCCAGGACACUAACUCGUGUCUGCUUUCCCCCCAACUUUUGUGUGUGGCAUGCACACUGACGGGGUUCAGACAAUAAUAUCUCAGCAGCUUCAGAACAAGGCAAGGUAUUAAACCAGCUUCAAACUGAAGUUUAAUAUCAUAAGCAGCUGCUCUACAACAGAACUAAACCCUCUCUUUUACGCACAUGUGUGCACACACACACAUCUCACAUAAAUGUAACUUAAUGCUAAGGUCCCCCUUCUCUCUCCCUGUAAUGUAUAACUGAGGAAAUGAAAGAUAUGGCAUCAUUACACCGUGCUAAUGUAGAGUAAGGGGAGGCUACUACAUACCACAUCUGGUUCCAACCAGAUCUGAAGUCAAGGUCUACAAAAUGGGACACUCCCCAAAACUGUGGAGAAAAAUAUUCAUUUUGAAGUGUUUCGGGGGGGGGGUGUCUUUUGAUUUCUCCAGCUGCCAGCUUGUGACUCAGAUGUGGCACAGAUGCAUUUCUUAAAGUGAGGGAUUUUCUCUCUCUCCUGUAACUCAGUGUUCUUGAGUGUGAUGUGGGACUGAUGACCUAAAUCAGUAAAAUAAAGGCUUUUGUGGGGCUUACACACACUCUAAGAAAUGUUUUUCGUAUUCCAAAAGGCAGUCUAUCACAUUUAUCUGGUGUGUAUUGGAAUAAUAAUAUUUGUCCUUUUUGCCUUUUUACCACAAUAGUCACCAUAUACUUUCUUUUUUUAUAUAUCCAAAGCUAGCUUAUCCAUUGUUCAUUUAUCUGAAGGAUAGCCCUCUCGCUCUGAAUCUGCCCUUGUUUUUUCUACUCUGAACUAUUUCUGUUUGAGGAUGCCUUCAUAGAAUACCUAGCUGUCCAAAGGACAGGAGAAGGGAAUGGCAGAAAGCUGUUAAAAAUUUCCUGCUGAGGAACCUGUGCUGGAGUCUCUCAGUCUCCCAGCAGAGUUUGGCAUUAUAGAUUAACCACAAUGCUUAAACUUUGCAGCCUGGGAAGAAAAGCUUCUUGCCUCAAUUUGUUGUUCCAAGCGAUGGUGUGUAUGAUUGAAUUUUUUUUCUUCAGGAACAGAAGGCUGCCUAAGAAAAAUGAAAAGCAAAGAUGCUCAGAAUGCCACCAGGAUUCUAAAGAAAGCACCAGAUUGUAGCAUGGAGAGACAAACAUGUCACUCCAAAGUAUAGCAGUGAUCACACUCAGUGGAAACUGGCCUUGGCCAAAAAAUGGGGUAGAGUCUUUGUCAGAAUAAACUUUAGGCUGAUUCAUAUAACUUCAGUUGUGGGAUAACCCUUCAUUAACCCUUCCUGGUGCUCAAUUUGUAGAAAGCCAGGUGCUAGAAACUGCUCUCAGGUAUGAGACAUAUGUACUCUACAUAUGCUCAGAGGCAUACUCUUUCUUCAGACAUCCCAUGGCAUAGUAUAUAGGUUCCAGGAAUGAGCCAUAGAGCUAUGGCCUUCCUGGACAGAGAUAGCCUGGCCACUGGUAACUUCCAGGCUGGAUUACUGUAAUGCGCACCAUAUGUGGCUGCCCUUGAGUCCAACUAGUGCAGAACACAACAGCCGUACUGUUGAUGGGGGCAUCUGGCCGAGAACCUGUGACACCAUAGUUAAAACAGCUGCACUGGCUGCCCAUCUGCUACAGAGCCAGGGUCAAGAUCCUUGUAUUAAUUUACAAAGCCAGCCUGAACCACUUAGGUCCAGGGUACGUCAGGAAUCACCUGAACUGUUAUAUCCCAGCUCAGUCACUGAGCUCAUUGCAGGGGCAUUGUUGGUCGUUCCUCAAAUGUAUGAGGCCUUCUUGAUAACAACAAGAAAUAAAGCCUUUCAUGUCAUUGGCUCAGUCCUGUGGAACACUCUGCCACUAGAGAUUCAGCUGGUGCCUUCUGUUCCAACUUUUCAACACCUGCUGAAAACUUUUCUAUUUCGCUAGGCUUAUGCAGUCAAUUAAGAAUACAUCUUUCCACAUUGGUUAAUUGAUUUCUGUUUUUAACUUUUUAAUAUGCUUUUUACUGUAUUGUUUUGUGUAUUUUUGUUGUAAGCCGCCUUGAUAUAUAUAUUUUUACAAAAUAGCUGCAUAUAAAUAAACAAAUAGAGGGAUCCCUGGCUAAAAUUCAAGCUCUGUGGGCACCCUUCCCCUCUCCCAUCUUAAUUAAGUACAUAUUUGGCAAGCAAGUUCCCUUGAGUCCAAAAGUGUGUGCAAGUGACUAUAAGAUGUGAUGUGGACAUUUUCACACAGUAAUUUAUGUAUGUGGCUGGAUAUCACAAUAAACACUAGUCCGUUAACUGCCUUCCUCAUACUAUGCCUCUGCUUUGCUUUGGGGCAGUUAAAAAAAAGAGAGAGAGCCAAGUAUUGUAUAGGUUGAUUCAUUGCACCUGAGAUUCUGACACUGAGAAGAAAACAAUAACCAAGGACCAAGCUUAGAGUCUUCUUACUCAUAGUAGUCUCAUAGAUGAUGAAGGGCAUUUAGACAAAAGAGAGUAUGGCAGGAGGCGGGUAGAAGGGAGAGAUUAAGCAAUCAAAGGUAAAUAGUUUGGACCAUAAUGUGGGCUGAAAAUGGGGUUUAAGAGAAUCUAUUAGAACUAACAUUCUAAAGAUUACUAGUUAACAUUGAUUUCAUGCCAAGCAGGUGCUAGAAAAAACCCUAAAGGAUUUUGACUUAUUUAAUGAACAUGUUUCCUAAAACAAAGGCAUUUAUUUUUAUUUUCAAAAAACCCUCCAAAAAAGAAGUGUUCUGGAAAGUGUAAGGUUUUAUUUUAUUCAGACAGCACAGAAUGUAAUAUAUAUAUGUAUUUAGAAAAGUAUUACAAUGCCUGCUGAAAUGAUUUUUUUUAAUUUCAGCUAUUUAUAUACUGCUUAAUCACCGAAGUAUAAAAUGGUACCUCGGGUUACAUAUGCUUCAGGUUACAGACUCCACUAACCCAGAAAUAUUACCUCGGGUUAAGAACUUUGCUUCAGGAUGAGAACAGAAAUCGUGCAGAGGCGGCGCAACAGCAGCAGGAGGCCCCAUUAGCUAAAGUGGUGCUUCAGGUUAAGAACAGUUUCAGGUUAAGAACAGACCUCCAGAAUGAAUUAAGUUCUUAACCCGAGGUACCACUGUAUAAGUGAUGUACAUAAAGAAUACAAAAGUAAUUCCGUGGAUAAAAUCAGUUAAAAUUGUUCGUAAAACAGAAAACUUCCUUAAAAUUUACUGCUUUAAGUGCAUACACACACGUAUGCACACACAGACACUAUUAUUAUAUUAAUAGAAAAAAAGUCAUAAUAGUUUCCUUGUACACCUUACUCAGCUAAGCAUUUUUAAAAUACAUUUGCCGCUUAUUUUAAAGGCAAUUUCCCACCCCAACUUGCUUUAGAACACAGAUCUAUUGCACCCAGCUAGUUUGUCCUACUUUCUCUGUGUGCUGCCCCACUCCUUUUUCUUACAAGGGAAUGACUGCAAGAUCUAAUUGCUUCAGCAAAAAUCCUGGAAAAAUAUAAGCCGUUACUGCAAGAGGUUUAGAAACUGGAGGUUUACAUUGUGUAAUGGUGAGACUUAGGCUGUGUACACAUGGAUACCAUUUACUCCAGCUUCAGUGCACUCCCACUACUGGAACAGUGAAACUGAGUACACAAGAUAUUGGCUGAAACCCAUCUGUAUCCUGCAGUUUCUUGAGAAAUUCUCUUGUUCAAUGCAUUUCCCCUUAAACCACCUUCUUCCUGAUUUGAAAAUAUAAACUGUGGUUAAGCUGAGAUAUUGUACAUCUGAGAUAGCCAUUGAACAUGCACUGAUGGUAGCCCAUGUGCAGAUGACCUCCUCUUCAAAUAGGACAGGCAAACUUGGCGCUCCAGAUGUUUUGGGACUACAACUCCCAUCAUCCCUAGCUAACAGGACCAGUGGUCAGGGAUGGUGGGAGUUGUAGUCCCAAAGGAUCUGGCGGGCCGAGUUUGCCUAUGCCUGAAAUAGGAGUUUGGUGCAGAGAAACUAAAUCAGGAAAUGGGCAUGGGGUAAAGACAUGGUUUGAAGCUCUACUGAACCCGAAUUAGGUGAUCAUUCUGAUCUGGUUGGGGCUGCAAUCUCCUGAAUGAUCACGUGGACACUUUUGGAAGUUUCCUGGAUCCUGCACUGCUCCUGGGUGCCCUCAGUGACCAUAAGCUUUUCAGCAUAAUUGGCUGAUGCACCAGUUGUGUUCCUAGCUGGAGAAGACCUGGCCAGUUCUUCAUGCCCCUGUUAUGCCCAGUUUAGAUCACUGUAACAUAUUCCAUACAUGGCUGCCUGCCUUUCCAAAGCACUUGAAAGCUUCAGUCGCUUCAAAAUGUAGCUGCCUUGGUACAGUAUGACGCUUUCUGAUCUUGUCAUCCCAGUGAUACUCCAGUUGUACCAACAUGAAUUUUGGUUCCAGGCUUAAUUUGAAGUCUUAACCUUAAGGCCUUAAAAGAUCUGGAGCCAGUUUGAUUUAUGGACUGCCUUCUUCCUUUUGCUCAUGCUCAAGCACUCUGUUAAACUGCCACUCUGUUGGUAGUCCUCCUGCUGCCUGAAAUUUGGCAGGUGGUGACACAAGAUGGCUUUUCCGAUGGCGGAGCCUAGACUGUGGAGUGACCUCCCCAGAAAGAGCCAUAUGGCUACCUCACUUGCUCACUUUUCAGUGAGAAGCUAAAAUGUGGCUUUUUAAAGGAAGCUUUCAGUCUGUAUUAAUUUUAUCUUGUAGCUGCUUAACGUUGCUAUUAUAUUUUAGAUGUUAAAAUGCUGUAUUGUAAAUCACUUUGACAGCCUUUGGGAGGAUUAAUGGCAUAUAAAUGUGUUCAGUAAACAGAUGAAUGGCUAUUAUGGUGCAUGGAAAAAUAUACAGUACCAUGAAGGGCAUUUUUAGUAGAUUUUCCCUGGUUAUAUUCAUUUCUACAGAUGUUGGCACUGUCCUGUCCAUAUAGUUACUUUCUGCUUUGAUGUGUUAGGUCUAGAUUAUUAUAAAUGUAAGUGUGUAUGUGAGAAAGUGAGUGAGUGUACAUGAUAAUGUACUUGUCCACAUGAGUUACAGAUAUGUCAUGUACAUACAUAGGCAUCUUUUGAACUAAGAUAUAUAGAAGUUUCUUUGGGCAUCAUGUUCAUAUAUGUGCCAUGAAGCCUUGGGCCAGUCACCAUCUCUUAGUCUAAAGCAGAAACAUGUACACCACCUUGAGAUCCUUGGAAGAUAGAAGUGGUAUAUAAAUGUAAUAAAGAAAUAAAAAUAUAUAAUUGCGUCUAUGAGGUCUGUAUAUGGAUACACAUGUUAUUCACAUGUGUGUGAUAUUAGCUUGCCCACGUACAGACAUGUUUGUAUGGCUGGGUCUGAGCAGAGAUAUGUGCGCAUGUAAGUGCAAGAGCAUGUAAACAUAUGGCAGGUAAAUCUGUGCUUCACUAACACUUUCUUCACUUGUCUCCAUGGAAACUGAACAAGAGGAGCAUUGCUACAACUGUAGCCUAUUGUGGGAGAGGAAAGGGCAGCUAUUGGAGAAAAAAAGGAGAACCAACGUUUAAUUUGGGCCAGCGCUCACCAGUGCUCUGGCUGUUUUCAAGGAACAUAUGAAUUAAUAAUAAAGAUCAAACAGUUCUCCUGAGUUUCGGCAAACUCAGUCGCUGCUGAGUAGCCAGAGCCUGUCCCCUCAUGUCAAGGAUUUUAAGGGAGAGCUUUCAAGUCAGAGUGUGUGGUUUCCAUAUAGGAUUGAGCCCUGUCACCUCUCUUUUUAUGAAAUUAAGAACCAGAUGCAGGCAGCUUCUUGUGUUGGGAAAAUAUAUUUGGAAGCCAUGUCAAGGGAGGAUCAUUUUUAAGUCAGUCUAGUUCAGCCAGUGUCUUAGCUAGGCAGACAGUUCUUAAAUGAGGCAAUGGAAGCCAGCGAGAUGAUGGGUUGCUGCUUUUUAACUUGGCAAACCAAAGAGGGUUUGUUGGGCCAGAGCAGAGGUAGCCAAUUAUGAGACUCCAAUUCCCAUCAGCCUCAGUCAACUAGAUCAGUGGUCAGGGAUGAUGGGAGUUGGAGUCCAACAAUAUCUGAGGGCACUAUGUUAGCUAUCGCUGGCCCAGGGGUGUGAUUCAGGUGCAAUAUGGGUUAAGUUAAUCCUUGACAAACAUCAUGCAAGCCGGGAGAGCAGAACUGGACAUGGAGAAGUGGUGUAGCUCUGUGCCAGAGCACAAGCUUUGCAUGAUGAGGAUCUCAGAUUCAAUUGCAUCUCCAAAUACGGCUGGGGAAAACGUCUGUUGGAACCGAACCCCCGGAGAGCGUAGUCAGUGUAGAGUAGACCAAGGGUAGUCCAGGGUGGUGCUCUCCAGAUGAUGUUGGAGUCUACCUCCAUCAACUCUAGCUGGCAUGGCCAGUGAUUAGGAAAGAUGGGAACUGUAGUCCCAACAAUAACUGGAGGUCACAAAUGGGCUGGCUCUGUAUAAAGCAGACAGGCAACAGCUCCUGCUGUGGACCUCUGAGGCUGAGAAGAUGGACUUCACUCAGCUCAUGACAGAUGCAAGUCUUUCCUUGCAGCUCCCAUCAGCCCCAAGCAGUAUGGGCAGCCAUGAUGAAAGGCACAGUCACUCAGUGGCAGAUCUCUUGGUGUUUCAAAUUUCAGCGGCACCCUGUGUGACGCCAAAAUUCGGAGCCCCUCCACCUCUUGAGCUCCCCAGAAGGCACCCCUGAGGCACCAUGCACAGUGCGACCGAACCAGUUGUGCUCGCCUAAGUAUGCUGUAGUCCAAUAACAUGGAGGGCCACAGGUUGCCCACCCCUGUGUGUGUAUAUUACAAACAUAUACCACCAUCUAGCUUCUAUCAACCCUUUUCUUAAAAAAAAAAAUCAUUUCCCCUUGCUCUCUGAAGUUUCCCUUGCAUUUCUUUCUGUCUUCUUCCAACAACCUUGUCUUUAAUUCCUCACUUCUGCCCCUUGUCAGCCCGUGAUUCCAGACUUGCUAAUGACUCCAAGCGAUCAAGGAGAUGGUGACCUGGAGAUUGAAUACCCUGAAGACAGAGGGAACUGGACAGGCAAGCUGGAUUUCCUUUUGUCCUGUAUUGGCUACUGUGUUGGACUGGGGAACGUCUGGAGGUUUCCAUACCGCGCUUACACAAAUGGAGGAGGUAAGCCCUGGGCUUUUCUUACCUCCUGUGCUGGAGGGCUGCAUCUCUAUAUUUAAAACUGACAAUAGAAAACUGGUGUCAGGUAGGAGUUGUGUGUGCGUGCAACUCCCACAGCAGCAACUGCUACGCAGGCAUGGCCCAGAAGGACUCCUCAAUGCUGCUGCUUUGCCUGUAGCCACAACCAACUUCAGGAAACGCACCAAGCAGACACCUGAUUUCCUGCAUCAGCUUCUCAGCUUGGAGUCACAAACGACUCUGCUGAUCCCCUGGGUUGGAUGUGCAUUUGCUCUUGGCUGGUGCACAAGCACCCUGGGGACACUGCUGAGUUACUGUCUCUCUCUGCAGCUUGCAAGACAUUGAUCUGGCAGGUGGGAGCGUACACUGCCCACCCCAAAUGACAGGCACACCUGCAUCUCUGAAAUGCAGGGCAGGGGGGAUGGAGUGUUUUAUUUUUUUUAAAAAAAAAGACAGACACCAGGAACACAAGUGAUACUGAAGUGGUAUCUAAAGAAUAUCUGCCUAGGCUAUGGUCCCUUUAAUUUUUACAAAACCAAAAUGGGGACGGGGUGAUCACAACAAAAACUGCCAGAAAGUCGACACCUAAACAUACAAAACUCAAAUUCCUGUAGUUCGCUCCAGCUCAGUGCUGGAUGAAAAGGCACAGGUCCCUAGAUUGUCUACCCUAUUCAUGGGUGAUAGUCCUCUGUGACCCAUUUACUAUACCCCUGUGGUGUCCUGGGAUAUACAACUAAGGACACAUUUAUAAAGGGGCUGGCUGCCAUGCCAUAUGAACUGUUUACUCUUAAGCAGGCUUCAGCAUGAUGCCAGGCACCUCUGUCAAAUGUCCUGCGUGCUUCCGAAAGCAACACGGAUGAAUCAGUAGGAGGCAUACAUCCUUCUGAGUCAGUGCAUAGUGCAGCUUGCAUGAAUUCAGGAUGUGAAAGGGCAGCACACUCCUGGAGAUACCAUCUUCUCCACUGGGGAGAAAAGUAACAACAACAACAAGAUUCUAACCAUUCACUGUAAAUCUUUAUCAGUGUUUUGCUUAUGCCAUAGGGGUGUCGGUCCCAGAAAGCUGACAGAAUUCAGAGAAAUAAUUUGAUUUUGCUUAGCUGAAUCUUCUGGUUAGUGUUUGAUGAAUAGUGUCUUCAGAUUGCUUUUCUAAGAAUGGUGGGUGGAAUUGUUUUCUAUGACAAAAUUGGCUGGCUUUCAGUAGAGUAGAAACUGAGCCCUUUGAAUUGACAGAAAAUCUUGUGAAUCUCAGACAGCUGCCAAAAAUGCAAAUUUGAAAAUAUGUGCCAUGUAGAUAGUCUUUGACGUUUUAUGUUUUUUCCCCAUUUUAAUCCACUGAUUAGGAUACUAUGGGGAUUUAAUUGGGUUCUUGGCUGAACCACAGUCACUCCAGUGAUCUUGUCAAGUCAUUUAGAUUCAGCUUUCACCUUAAAGUCUUUGCUCUAAGUCCCCCAGAUCAUCUCAGUUUCCUAUUAUUGUGCCUAUUUCCUCAUUUUUGUUACCAAAGAUGCUAAGGAAUGAUUCUUGACCUUCUGCAAGCAAAGCAUGUGCUCUAUCACUGAACUAUGGUCCCAUCACAAGCAAGUUAUUAUGAUAGGGGGUACUUCCAAUGCUGGAGUCAUAGAGUUCUCAGAUGGCAACCUGGGCAUUUGCACAUACAGUUAAAGUAACUGGAAAUCAAGGGAGCUAUUGUAGACUUGGCGCUGCUCAGGCAUGCAAGGUUUUUUUUUUGCAGUAUCCACACAAUGACAUCAAAAUGCCGUUCCAUUCUCCCCACUCCCAUUCUCACUUAAUCCACAUUUACUGUUUCCAGUUUUUGUUUUAACCUAUUGGGUUUUCCAUAGAAAUGUUCAAUCUAGAUUAAAGUUGCAGCCUGCACUGUAGAUCCUACAUUGAGCUGGUGUUGCAUUAGAUGACCUCCAAGGUCCCUUUAGCACAAUGAAACUAUGCUACAUAGGGAAGUUAUAUAACAAGGUGCUCACAUUUAACUGUGCUGCUUGCCCAACAUCCAGUCAUGCCCCCUGUGCCUUGUGUCACAAUUUUCUAUCCUACAGGGGCAUUCCUUGUUCCUUAUUUCAUCAUGCUGGCGAUCUGUGGGAUACCCAUCUUCUUCAUGGAGCUGUCGCUGGGCCAGUUCUCCAGCUUGGGGCCUCUUGCUGUUUGGAAAAUAAGCCCUCUGUUUAAAGGUAUGUGUGCAUGCAAGGCAGUUCUCAGCUUCCUUGAUGUUUCUGUCUCUCUCUCUUCUGCUGAGAACUAUAAAACCAGGGUCCGUUGUGUCAGUAGCAAAAAGGCAUAGCAGCAGCUGUUGCCACUGUCUCCGCUCAUCAUGGAGCAAACUUAGAACAUAGGAGUCUAUGGGUGCGAAUGGAUGGUACACAAAGGGAUCAGUGAAGCUGCAUGGUGAGAGGCACAGAGAAGGCAGCCUUUCUCUCUCUCAUUGUUUCAGAGUUUUAAUGGUCCAGUCUCAAGCUCCGAGUUGCAUAAGAAACAACCCCAACGAGGCCAAUGUUUUCACAUGGCUUGUGUGCUUUUAAAUGCAACAGCUUACACUAGAGAUGGUGACAAAUGUGACAGCCAGGAUGAAAAUUACUGGUGUGGAUAGUUAUAAAUGGAUAGGGAUGCUUGAGGAAUCAGUCCCUUGCUAAUUCCAGUACAAGCAGACACAAUCCACACCUCCCAGAUGAAUGUGCAGAUUGGAAUGCAACUAUCCCUUGGGAUUUCACAGUUUUUCAAAUUCUGCAAAAAAACCGAUACUAAAACGCAUAUAGAAAUGUGUAGUUUGAGACAAAAUAUAUUUAAGGUGCUUUCAGACUGGUGUUUACAGUGGUACCUCGGGUUACAGACGCUUCAGGUUACAGACGCUUCAGGUUACAGACUCCACUAACCCAGAAAUAGUACCUCGGGUUAAGGACUUUGCUUCAGGAUGAGAACAGAAAUCGUGCUCUGCCAGGGCAGCGGCAGUGGGAGGCCCCAUUAGCUUAAGUGGUACCUCAGGUUAAGAACAGUUUCAGGUUAAGAAUGUACCUCCAGAACAAAUUAAGUUCUUAACCCGAGGUACCACUGUACUGUGGUGUUGGUGUGUCUCACGCAUACACGUUUUUUGCAGUAUCCAGCCUGUAUUCCUCCCCCCUCCCCUGGCAUGGCAUUUAAUCCAGAUUUACCCUUUCCAGGAAGGAAAGGUAAAACAAACACCUGUUUGCAAUAUCUCAAUAACCUGCUUGCAUAAUAACUCCCCUCCUCAAAAUCUGGAAGCAACCUUAGCAAUGCAUAGCAAUAGCCACCAACUGGAUGGCUCCAAAACAGGACAAAUUCAAGAAGGACAUUGCUAUUAGCCACAGUGGCUAUGUACUGCCUCCCCUGUAGGAGGCAGUAUGCCUCUGAAUACUAAUUGCUGGAAACUGCAGGAGGGGAGAGCUCUGUUGUUCUCCACUCCUGCUUGCAAGAUUCUCAAAGGCAUCUGGUUGGUCACUGUGAAAAUAGGAUGUGGCCUAGAUAGCAGAGCUAUUUUCAUGUACUUAUGUAAUUUGUGAGAAAAUAUGUGUCUAAAUGUAAAUUUUAGUUUGGAUUUCUUUUUUAAAUGUAGAUUAAUUCAGAAAUAGGGCAAAAUGGAUUUAUGAAUGUAAACAUGCAAAGCUGGCAUGGACCAGGAAUAGGCUGGUCCUUCCAUCCUCUGUACAUAUCAUGUAACCAAAGCAAAUGAAGCUUUCUUCUCCAGUCGUCAAGUGCCAGCCUAUGUGGUUAUGACUGACUCAGAUUUUCUGGCGUGGAAAUGUUCACUAUAAACAGUGCAGCAUAUAAGCAGCACCCAAGGAGCUGUUUGAGUCUUGUUGCCGUUAUGUUAAUCUGUCUUCCAUUUUCGUUCCCUUUUCAGGUGUUGGCAUGGCCACAAUCCUGAUUGUCUGCUUGGUGGCCAUUUACUAUAACAUGAUCAUUGCCUACGUUCUCUUCUACCUCUUUGCCUCGCUGACAAAAAACUUGCCCUGGCAGUACUGUGGCAACUGGUGGAAUACAGAUCUGUGCCUGGACCACCACAUCAUGCGCACGGGGAAUGGCGCUGUCCCCUUCAACAUCUCUAACACUGUCAGCCCAAGUGAGGAAUACUGGAGGCAAGUACAAUAAGCCAGGCAAUGUUUAGGUGACCGACCAUUGACGACCAUAUUGGACCUGAUUGACAACUGCACACUCUAAAUCAGGGAUCCCCAGCCCUUUUGGGGCCCUUGGCCCAAUCCAGUUUAUGUUCCUAAAUUAUGUGGUUUUCAAUGGCAGAUUUGCCCUCCCUUGUUCUAAGAGAGACGUGAUGCUCCUGUCCAUUAACCGCCUCCCUUUUGUCCUAGUCGUUAUGUCCUGCACAUCCAGGAGAGCUCGGGGAUUGGCGAUCCUGGGAGGAUCCGCUGGAAUCUAUGCCUGUGUCUUCUCCUCGCCUGGGUCAUUGUGUACCUAUGUAUCCUAAAGGGAGUCAAAUCCUCUGGCAAGGUAAAGUAUGAAUCGGCAGCAGCCACUAGUGUGUUUGAAGCUAUGCUUGUUCUGGAACUAUUAGCUAGACUCAAUGGUUGGCCUCUUCCCCUCCAUUGCAUUCGCAGUGGCCCAACCAGUAACCCUCUAUACACCGGGGCUUAAUGUAUAUGAAUGGGGGGGGGUGUUUGGCUUUACAUGUGGACAUUCCCCACACAUUUUAGAAUUUGCUGCCAAGGUUCUAAAUUGUAUGGGGAGCCCUGCAAGUAAAGCAGACUCCCAGCUGCAGAUGCUCAGCCUUCCGAUGCAUGGAGGGAGACAGGACAGGCUACAGGGGACCUAACAGAGCUGGUGGGGCCAACAAGUACAGCUCCAGUCUCCUCCCUCGCACAAUUGGUAUCAUUGUCUGACAAUAACCAUGUGUACCCCCACCCAGCUGCACUAGGAGGAAUGUCUUGAUGGUAAGAGCAAACUCAAGUCAAUUUCCGAGAGGGGUGGUGGGCUCUCCAUCACUGGAGGUCUGGACAACCAUCUCUUGGGGAUGCUCUAACUCUGAAUUUCUUGCAACGUGCAGAGGAAUUAUUUAUUUAUUACAUUUAUAUUCCUCCAAGGAACUCAAGGAUUCAUGCACCACUUUUUCUUUCUCUAUAUUAUCCUCACAUAACUCUUAUUAGAUAGGUUAGGCUGAGAUUUGGUGACUGGUCCAAGGUCACCCAGUGAGCUCCAUGGCUGAGUGGCAAUAUGAACCCUAGUCUCUCAGGUCCUAGUCCAACACUCCAACCAAUACACCACAAUGGUUGGACAUUAUGGGUACAUGACAACCACUCUGCAUAAUCUGUGGAACACUGCAAGACUUCUACAGAGAUGUCCUGUAGACAGCCACCAUCUCCACAUUUUCUUAUGCAUACUGAAAUGAACCACUGCAGCUUCAAUCAAAUACCUUUAUCCUCUUGCAGGUUGUAUAUUUUACAGCUACCUUUCCUUACCUCAUCCUGAUCAUGCUCCUGAUUCGAGGUGUGACCCUGGAAGGAGCCUGGUUAGGAAUCAAGUUCUAUCUCACGCCACAGUUUGACCUGCUACUGUCUCCCAAGGUGAGGUUUAUGCCAUGUGAUUUCACUGUAGAGUGGAGCUUAAUUACAUAGACCUGCCCUUUCAGCUGCCACACACAAGUGCUCGCCAUGUUCAGAGCAGAUGUGUGCAGCAGGGGGCUCCUCAAACUUGGUGGGAUGCACAAGGAAGGAAAAGGCUUUCCUUUUAGAAGAAUGUUUAUGGGCUGGAUAGGCCAAUCAGGUUUUAAUUGGACCCCACUUGUAAGUAGGACAGCCCUUGCAAAAAUAAAAUUGAAAAGCAAGUGACAUUCCAAUGCUAUGUAAGAAUAGCAUUUUAGAUCUGUCCAUGCAAAAUAUACAUCACUGAGACCAGAGCAACAUACUAUAUUAGAUGUGUUGCUGCUACCAUAAACAGCAGUUGUGUAUUUUAGCACCUCCCCCUAUAAAAUCAAAGACAACUUACCCAUUUCCAGCCCCCUUGUUUCCAUCAGCAUCACUCACUUCCCUCAUAUGAAACAUUUAUAUGAAAAUAUAAAGUGGCUCAUAUAUAUAUAUACUGAGCCUCAUUUCUCAUUUUAGCCCAUUGUUCCCUAUUUUGACUAGCAGUUGCUCUCCAGAUCCUGCUCCUAAACCUGUAAGUGGAGAUGCCAAAGACUGAUUGCAGGCUCUUCUGUGUACACAGCAUGUGCUGGACCACUGAGCCAAGGCCCCUUCCCAUGUGUUGACUUGUCUGAGAUCUACUACAUGUAUUGCAUACACUCUAUAGAAAUGCACUUAGGUGGGUCCAAUCGAAACACAGAGUUCUCCUGUGCAUUAGAGGAAAAAGCAAAAGUAUAACGUGUGUUUACUGCCUUCACUUCUGCUGUAACGUGCAAAGUAGAAAUCAGCAUGCAUCCUUUAUGAGGAGAUGUACAGAAACACUUUAGGAUCAUUUAACUUCAUUAAGGAAUAAGUGCAGACAUUGGCAGAUUAUUAUUAUUUAUUAAAAUUGUAUACAUUGGCAGAUGUGCUUUGACAAAGUUCUUCCUUAAUGUUUCGUUGUCAUGAGAGGUUAGGUAAAGGUAAAGGACCCCUGGACAGUUAAGUCUAGUUGAAUUCAACUAUGGGGUGUGGCGCUCAUCUCCACUUUCAGGCUAAGGGAGCCGGUGUUUGUCCGCAGACAGCUUUCCGGGUCAUGUGGCCAGCAUGACUAAACUGCUUCUGGCGCAACGGGACACUGUGACGGAAGCCAGAGAGCACGGAAACGCUGUUUACCUUCCCACUGCAACAGUACCUAUGCUUUCGAAUCUGGUAUGCUUUCAAGCUGGUUAGAUCAUCCUUAGAAAAAGCUUCACUGUGCACAUGAAUGGACUGUUUUGUCACUCAAAGCAGAGUCUUGACUCUUCUGCAUUUCAAUGGACUUCUCCUUUACCUCUUGUUUUCAAACACUGUUUCAGGUGUGGAUUGAAGCAGCUUUACAGAUCUUCUACUCUCUUGGGGUAGGAUUUGGGGGACUUCUCACCUUUGCAUCAUAUAACACCUUCCACCAGAACAUUUACAGGUACAUGUUUUCAGUGUAACAUGGCAUGGAGAUGGAACAUACAGAGGUGGUUGCUCAUCCAUGUCAUCAUGGAUGUUAGCAACACUCCAUGAUCCCUGAAUUGAGGCUGUAUAGAGUAGCAGGUGAAUGAUGGAUGUGGCAAGAGGAAGGAGACAAAAUGUAACUACCAGAAAACAAGUGGGAAUGUACAAUGGAAACGAACAUAGACUAAAUCAGUCAACCUUUUCCCUGGCUCCCCACCAUCCCUCUAAUGGAUGCUUUGCGACAGUGAAGGCAGAGGAUGAGAUUCACCCAACAAGCCCUGCCCCAUCAGAGAAAGCUCUGUGCAAAGAUUUCCGCUUGCACAAUAGGACCUCCCACCCUUUCCUUCCCCUACACCCCCCAAAAUCGGCUUGGGAGAUGUUGGGAGAUCCCCAACAACAGCAUAGGGCGGGGAGGAGAGAGGGGAUUGUUCUGGUUCUGCUGAAAUGCUUGUGCAAAAGGAAGGUUUAUUGUGGCACAACCACACAGAAUUCCAGCUCAUCAUGGAAUUCAAAUAAAAUCAGCAUAAAGAUCCCAUGAGAACUCUGUUUCUGCUCUUUAUCCUCAGCAAAACAUAUGCUCCUUCAUAUUUCUAUAGGUGACAUAUCUCUCGAUAUUUCCAUGUAAACCCAAAGCACAGCAGAGUAGCAUUUUCUAAGGUAUGAACCCCACAACUUAGAUCCCAAUAGAUGGCAAGUAUGGCAGCCUAAUUUGGUUGUGGUGUCAUCCUUUCCUUCCUCUUGCCUUCCAACUCAGUACAUCAGGGAUGGAACCCUCUGGCUCAGGGUCCAAAUGUGGCCCUUCAAUCCUCUCUGUCUGGCCCCAGGGACUCUUCACAGACCACACACUGUCCUGAGCCACACCUCUUCCCAGCUGUGCUCUGCAAUCUCCUUAAGUCUUUUUGCCUGCCUGGAAUGUCCCCUUAAGCUCUAAUCAUGCUUCUUGCCUGGUGGUGGUGGUGGUGGUGUGUGUAUACAUGUGCAUGCAGAAAGUAGCCUACUGUUCACAGGUGGCAUUCACACUGCCCACUUUUACCUCUAGUCCUGCCUACUGCUAGCAUGUGACUGCCAGAAUGUGACCCUUGAGCUGAAAAUGGCUCCCCGCCACUGCUAUGGGGUCUCAAAUGGCCAGUUCAUGAUGCUAGAGACAGCUGAUCCAGUUCCUGUAUUUUUUAUUCUGUAGGGAUACGUUUAUAGUUACUGUGGGCAAUGCUAUCACCAGUAUCUUGGCUGGCUUUGCCAUCUUCUCUGUUUUGGGUUACAUGUCCCAAGAACUUGACGUCCCCGUUCAGGAAGUUGCCAAAGCAGGUAAGGCCUGAACAUUCCUUCCCUCCAUCUUCUGUGCAAGUGUGUGUAUUGUCCACCAGGUCUUCCAAGCAUUACAUGUCUGCAUGCAACAUAAUGAAAUUGGCUUGCAAAUGAUUUCUGAGGCUGCAGGACAUCGUGAACAGAACAUCCUCCUUUUACAUUUUAAAUUUUUGGCUUCCUUAUUUUGAGGGGAGCUAAGAAUAUUCUUUUUUAUAAACACACACACACACACACACACACAAAACACACACACAGAGUGGAAUUGCUGCAUAAUUUCCCUCUGGGUAUACAGCUAUUCUGGGAAAUUUAGAGUAUUGUGACCAUUUUCUAAUUAUGCUCUAGGUAGUUUCCCCUUUAUGGUCUAUAUUGCUCCUCUAGGAAUCAGCUCUGUUGCUUUAACCCUUCCCUUUCUAAAUAACAUUGUUUUUAUGUCAUUUUUUUCUUCCUUCCCACUCUAAAUUACAGCACACAAGGUGAGGUAGGGUGUAACUGCAAUUGUGAUCAUGGUGAGAGAAAGGCACUAUUUAACUCCUUCCACAGUAAAAUUACACAUACCCUCCAAUAUCUGGGGCUGCUCACUUUGCUAGCAGGUGUUAGAAAUCUGAAAGCAGAGUUAGUGUUCCACUUCCAGCUUAAAUCAGAACAGCAACAAUUGGCUUCUGCUAGAUCAUCCAUGUCUUGAAGAAUCCUAAGUUGUGACUUAGGGUAUCAAUGACUUGUUUCCUGAGCCUUGGCUUUCAAAAAAUACGGUCCAGAAAGCAAGUAGUACUUCAGGGACUGGAAACCGUUUCCAGUAGGGAAACACUGCCCUGUGCCAACUCUAGACUGUUUCUGUGACAUUUCUCCUUUCCUGACAUCUCUUGCUGUAAGUUGCCCUUAUGUCUACAGCCAUGAAACUCUACUCAGUCUCAGUAAUAUCUUCUUGCCUGUAGCUGUAUAAUCCCACUUGUGAUUCUUCUCCUCCUUUGCCUGUCUUCUAGGUCCAGGCUUGGCAUUCGUGGUGUACCCACAAGCAAUGACAAUGCUUCCUCUUUCUCCUUUCUGGUCUUUCCUUUUCUUCUUCAUGCUGUUGACUCUUGGCCUGGACAGUCAGGUAAGAGUGUGCUCUGCUAUGAGGAAGGACUUGAACUAUAUGGCCUCAAGCGAAUGGUGCUUAUGGCUUACAGUACAAGAGAGCAUCUGUUAUUAUCUGUGUGCAGUUUGCCUUUCUAGAGACCAUUGUUACUGCGGUGACAGAUGAGUUCCCAUAUUACCUGCGGCCAAAGAAGGCUUUUUUCUCAGGCGUCGUUUGUAUUGUGAUGUUCCUGAUGGGGCUCAUCCUCACAACAGAGGUAAGCAAAAUGGACAGUCCAAGACUGCAGCAGCCAGACCUUUCUGUCGAUCAUUUAAGUUGAGGAUUUACAGGGGCAAUUGAUGUGUUCUCCCUCUUUCCUCUCUCUGUGCCCUCCCUAAAUGUUCUAGGGGUUCCCCAAACCCUCUGGAGCAGAUUUGGGGAGGGCAUAGGGACACACAGGGAAACAAGAGGGGAAUGUCCUGUUGUGCAAUCAGAAAUCCUUGUGCUGACAGAACUCAGUAGAAUUCCACCUGUAAUUUGAGCUGUGAUUCAGAAAGCAAAUCAUAGUGUUUUCUGUGCCCUGAUAGAAUGAGCCCAUGAAAUUCCUAGAGUGACAUAUUUGGUACGUGACACCCCCCGUUCAUACUUCCUAAAUAUUCAGGUUAUUAAAAUGCUGGUGCUGGCCUGUAGAACAGGAUGUAUUGACACAAGUAAACUCACUGAGUUGACAAUCCCAUGUUUUGAUAGAGGCCUUGACCAUUCACUGCUUCUUCUCCCUAGGGCGGGAUGUAUUGGCUGGUGCUGCUGGAUGACUAUAGCGCUGGGUUUGGACUCAUGGUAGUGGUCAUUACCACCUGCCUGGUGGUGACACGUGUCUAUGGUAAGACGAGAUACACUGAUAGUGUAGAAAUUCAAUUCUGAAUUGCUGAGUUGAGAUUGAUAUGUUGAGAUUUUUUAAGUGACAUUGAUAAAUACAAAGAGAUAUACACUGGCUUUUGUGGGGUAAGUAAGACUGCCAAUAACAUAUGCAACAUCUCAAGAUGCAUGUGGCAGUGGUUAAAAUGAUAACUUAGAAUUGUACCACCCCUGGCUUUCAUACUGCACCAAAGGGGGUGGUGUGGUUGUUACUACAACUAAAAGUCUCAAAACCAGUAAUAUAUAAUAAAUGCAAAAAAUACAGUACAUAUAAAUAAGUUUUAACAUUUAAAAACAAUGUAUUCUGCAGAAUACAUUUGUACUACUGUUUGUUUUGUGGGUAAGUCACAUAUCUUUAUGUACCAUUAAAAAUUGCUUCUCUGGAAGUCAGUUGAACUGUGUUUGAUGGAGUUUACUCCCAGAUAGCCUCGGACAGCCAUCCUUUGCAUUAUUACUUGGGGCCAAGCCACAUUAACCAUAGCGGGGCUUACUUCUGAGUGAACUUGCAUUGGGUUGUGCCGUUAAUGAUUUAGUGGAAAACAGCUGAUGUAAUAUUCCAUUUCUUACACAUCAUUUUGUUCUCCGCAGGCAUGAAGAGAUUCUGUCGUGACAUUCAUAUGAUGCUGGGUUUCAAGCCAGGGAUAUACUUCAAAGCCUGUUGGCUGUUCCUGUCUCCAGUGACAAUGAUGGUAAAUAUGCACCAAUAUCCACAGCUGGACAAUACCCUUAUCAAAAUCAUCUAAAAUGUCACAAGAGAGUGGGAAGCUUCUCAAAUGGAAACUACAGACUGAUUAAAGGCUUGACCACAUUUCUGCUUGCCCUGUGCCUGGAAAGCAUACGUCCAAAUGGUUUUCCGCUUGUCCUGACGCUCUAGGCAUGGGUCUGAGUACUUUUGUAUUGGCCCCGCUGCUCUCCCCUAGAAAAUCCUCUAUUUAGUGCUAUGUAGAACAAAUCACAAUCUGCAGAAAACCUGAUUGCCAUUUGUUCUGAUUCAGCGCUGCAGAUUUUGGCGGAGGUAUGGAUAAACCUUCAGUCUCUGCCAGGUGGUAGUUUUGAAUCAUUUCCCCCAGCUCAUCUCAUUCUCCCCUGGUCUGUUAGCAGGGUCUUGUCCUACACCUCCUGAGAUUAAAAGUUCAUCUGUAGGACAGCACUCCCUACAACUGACUCAAAAUGGAAGGGGAAAUGCUUCGUGCAAUUCUAUGAUGACACUCUUUGUUUCAGGCUCUGCUGGUGUACAGCAUCAUCAAGUAUGAACCAUCAGAGUAUAAUGGAUCCUAUCGUUUUCCAUUCUGGGCUGAGAUCCUAGGCAUCCUGAUGGGAAUCAUCUCCUGUCUGAUGAUCCCCACGGGGAUGGUUUUUGCUGUGCUCCAUGAGGAAGGAACACUCUGGCAGGUAAGCAGCUUCUGGGGUCAUUUUCUUUGUUUUCUCAUACCCUCCAACAUUUCUCUGAUGAAAACAGGGAUGUCCUAAGGAAAAGCGGGACAUUCCAGGAUCAAAUCAGAAACCAGGACAGUUUCUGUAAAUCCAGGACUGUCCCUGGAAAAUAGGUAUAAUAAUAAUAUUAUAAUAAAUUAUUAUUUAUACCCCAACCAUCUGGCUGGGUUUCCCCAGGCACUCUGAGUGGCUUUCAACAGAAUAUUAAAAUACAAUAGUCUAUUAAACAUUAAAAGCUUCCCUAAACAGGGCUGCCUUCAGAUGUCUUCUAAAAGUCUGGUAGUUGUUUUUCUCUUUGACAUCUGGUGGGAGGGCGUUCCACAGGGUGGGCGCCACUACCGAGAAGGCCCUCUGCCUGGUUCCCUGUAACUUGGCUUCUCGCAGUGAGGGAACCGGCAGAAGGCCCUUGGCACUGGACCUCAGUGUCCAGGUAGAACAAUGGGGGUGGAGACGCUCCUUCAGGGACACUUGGAGAGUCUGUUUUCUCAUGGGAUCUUUGUUUUUGCACCUUUUAGGUCUACUUUAUAUGACCAUUGUGGCUACAAGGAGAAGAUUGGAAGCUUUCUCUUUUGUUUUAACUAGCCUCAGUUUAAUGCUUUGUCUAAACAGAGUUGGUCAUACCAUUAGGUACAGUGAAUGAGGCUGCAAUCAUUCCCCCUCUGCUAGAGGACAACUGGUUGUCAGUUUCAUUUUAUUUAGCCAUUUAAAAAGAAUGUGUGGAGAAAGCAAAGGAACUUUCCUUGCCAUCCAAUCUUAAAAAAAUUGACUUUCCAGAGAUACGCUAAAUACCAACACCCCCACCCACUUUCUAUCUUCAUUUGAAUUACUUCGUUUAAAUAGCUUUUAAUAAUGUCAAGUUUCUAUAUUGCUGGGACAGAGGUUGCCAUCUAGUGGUGUUUAUGUACAUUGCAUAAACUUGAAAUAUUUUCAAACAUAGAACCAAUAUGAAGAUCUGUAGAAAAAUAGCAGAGCCUUGCACUUCUGCUUUGCAGAAAAGAACAUGAUAUUGCUGCUAAUCUCAGACUAUAUUGCACAUUUGCUGUGCAGUGCUGAACAGUCAGGGCACCCUGUGAAAUUAACAGAACUGUCUGCCUCCACAGGUGCUGAUAACUUCUUUGGAGUUAAAAAGUUAACACUAACAGUGAACAAAGACCAGUGCUCUGUGUUCAUCAACCUUAUUGGCUGUGCAAACACUAAUCACUGUUUGGGUUUACUUCAUUGGCAAUGCCUUGGGAGCUUUGGAGAUGUUCUUCCAUGUUCUUUCACAGAAAUGCUUUCGACAGUAUCAAAGCAAUUUUGGACUCCCAAAGAUGGACGUUCUUUUGGAUGUCCAUCAUGGUACUUCCUGUAAUUGUUUGUCCUUCUACUUGCAGAGAAUCCAGCAAGCUAGCAGGCCAACCAUGGACUGGGGUCCUUCCCUGGAGGAGAACAGAACCGGCAUGUAUGUGGCUACUCUGGCAGGCAGCCAGUCACCUAAACCUUUGAUGGUCCAUAUGAGGAAAUAUGGAGGGAUAACCAGCUACGAGAAUAUAGCCUUUCAGGUAGAUAAAGAGAUUGAAGAGGAUGAAGAAGAGUCCAUGAUGUGA
Messenger RNA from Podarcis lilfordi (Lilford's wall lizard), 22411 nucleotides. The record is from the annotation of a GenBank genome assembly. Lineage: Eukaryota; Metazoa; Chordata; Lepidosauria; Squamata; Lacertidae.